Molecule: messenger RNA, 1607 nt
Organism: Vollenhovia emeryi
Lineage: Eukaryota; Metazoa; Arthropoda; Insecta; Hymenoptera; Formicidae
Gene: ste14
Product: protein-S-isoprenylcysteine O-methyltransferase
Exons: 3
Coding region: 327-1187 (286 amino acids)
Biological process (GO): C-terminal protein methylation
Cellular component (GO): membrane; endoplasmic reticulum
Molecular function (GO): protein C-terminal S-isoprenylcysteine carboxyl O-methyltransferase activity
Source: RefSeq, a predicted model, not a curated record
UUGGUAUGGGGGGGGGGGGGGUUUAUAGUUUGGAGUGUUUGGACGUUGGACCUCCAGGGCGGUUCGAUAAGUUUUGAUUGAUUUCACUUGCGUUGCUUUCUUGAAACAAAUUUGAUUUCUUCUUUCUCGCAACCGACCCGGCCGCGAGACCGCGUACUGCUGCCGGUGAAGAGCGCAAAAUUGAAACUCCUGUAAAGAAUGCGCGAGAAGUAAAUGAAGCUGCGAGCAAUCGAGGAUUCGUCGACGGGUCAGAUAUGUCAAAUUGUUUAUCGUGACUAUUAUUUGUCGCGCCGAGGAUAGAGUCUCACGUAAAGGAAAUCUGAAAGAUGCUGUGUCGCGAUGGAGCCGUCAGCUUAUUCUGUUUUAUCGCGGCGGCUUUAAUCUCGCUCUCUCCUGAGCUGCAGUGCAGGUUAGGAUUCAAUAUUUAUGCCGCGUACUUUACGAAUAUUUGGUCGCUACAUGCCGUGCAAUACGUUUCGAUCAAUGUACUCGCGUUGCUGGCACUUCGCGGUUUUGCUUAUCAAGUAGCCGUCAGAGCAUUGUUUCUUGGAUAUGUAUUUGGGAUUGGUAUACUGGUAUCAAUUAAUGCUCCACCGUCAUGGCAGUUGUUUGGUAUCUAUUGGACGGUGUUGGCGAGUUUCCAUUAUUCGGAAUUUCUAGCCAUAGCAUGGACAAAUCCAGCUAUGCUGUCAAUCGACAGUUUCAUCCUCAAUCAUAGCGUAGCGUACGGGAUAGCGGCGUGCCUCAGUUGGAUAGAGUUUCUCAUAGAGAGGCAUUAUUUCAACGGGAUGAAAAUGCCCUCCGUCGUGUCCUACCUCGGCCUGAUGCUCUGCAUUUCCGGCGAGAUGUUGAGGAAGCUGGCGAUGUGCACUGCGAAGCACAAUUUUAAUCAUGUCGUGCAAAGCGAGAAGAGCGACAAUCACGAGCUCGUCACGCACGGCGUGUACAAUCUCUGCAGGCAUCCCAGUUACGUGGGGUGGUUCUACUGGUCGAUAGGCACGCAGCUAAUACUUCAGAACCCACUAUGCCUUUUUGCGUACGCGCUGAUGUCGUGGAGUUUUUUCCACGAUCGCAUUCUGAUUGAAGAAAUAACAUUAUUGAAUUUCUUUGGCGACGACUACGUCAAGUAUCAAGAAAGAGUAGGUACAGGGCUUCCAUUCAUUUCUGGAUAUAAGAUUAACUCAUAGCACCCUACAGUGUUGUAGUCCCGUUUUGUAGGAUCCGCCUCUGACAAAUAAAAAGCAACAUUUUUAUAUGUUCGUAGAAAACAAUUAGAUAAGCAUAGGUAGGAAAAUUUAGAGCUUUUCGCGUAUACAUAAUUUUGAAAAAAAAAGAGUGAAUCAUCACCGACCCGUUUUGUCUUCAAUACUUAAGUAAUUUUAAUUGUGAUAUAUAGUUAUUGUACAUAUGUAUACUUAAUGCCAAUUUACACAUUUACUUGUCUAGUAAAUUAUAUUUUUUCAACAUUCUUAGAGAAGCAUGGAUAGCUCAGGUUUAGCGUAACAGUUGUUACUUAACAAUUACAAUGUAUAUGCUAGUAUAUGAAAUAAAAGAAUAGUAAUAAAUGAAUUUUGUAAAGCCAUGUAAAUAAAUUUUUACUAACACGA